UUAUAAAGAUAAAUUAAAGUCUAUUAAAGUGAUUAAAGUCUAUUAAUCUGAAGAUCACUGAACAUGGGCAUGUUGGCAUAGUUUCAACACCAUAAUGACAUUGUAUGAUUAUAACUAUAUAUGUAUGUGUGUAUAUAUGUAUGUAUGUAUGUAUGGGUAAGAUGCAGCAAUCACUAAAACAUUCAAUGCAUGUUGUUAAUAAUGUGACUUCUGUAAAAGACAGUACCUUUCUUAUUUUAUGAGUGGUCAUUAUAUUGGACAAAAGCUCAGGGAAAAUGACUUUGACCCGAAGGGGAAAGGCUCUUCCUCGAUGCUGGAUGAUCUGGCUCAUUUUGAUUUAGCCAUAAGUGUGGCUUUAUGGUGGAUGAAUGAGAAAAAGGGGCAAGAUGCGAAUGAACUUAUAGGAGCCAUCAGUCCCGGCCACAGUCACUGUCCUAAUCGACUGGAAAGAGAGGCAGUAAUCCUCUCAUCCUUUGCAGGGAUGCUUUUGAAUAGCUUACCUGUAAAUGAGAUCCUGUCGCUGUAUAGCUGCAAGCCAUCUGCUUCCUGCCCUCAUCCAGACACUAAAGCCAACAUCGUUCAUCCUUUCUCCUUGUCCUAUCACCCAUUUGCCAUGCUCAGUUCGCAUAAGGCAGUAGACCGUUCAAGAAAACAUACUCAGAUGCUGAAAAGGUGGAAUACUCAGCGUAAUAAAAGAGCAUCAGCAGUGUUGGAGAAGCUGAAGGUUUCCUCCCCAACCCCCUCUUCUCUAUCUUCUUUCAGUGACACUGAGGAUUCUUUGAAAGAGCAAACAAAGCACUAUGGAAGCUCUGAGGAAUCGCAGCAGGACUGAAGACUACUCAUCCAUCAACUAGUCUUUAAAACAUUCUAUUAUUACUGUAUAUCUUUUAGAUUUUAUUUUUACUUAAAAAAAAAAAAAACAAUUCAGUUGCAGUUUGACCUUUUAGAAGUCCUGGGUCAUGUUUAGUAAUUUACAUAAAAGCCAAUGCCUAAUACACUAGUACAUGAAGUGAUAUCCUGUUAAUAUAAAAUAUUUGCAUAAAGGGAAAUUUCUCAUUAUGAGAUUAUUCUAAAAUCAUAUAUAAAAAUAUUAAGUAAGACAUGUUAUUAAUUUCAAGCUUAAAAUUGGUUUGUUCUACUGGCAGAUAAUUUUGCUUCUUUCUAGAAUUAAAUGCUUCAAAUAAACAACAUUAUCUGUAUGAAUUUCAGCACAUA
Ictalurus furcatus (blue catfish) is the source of this 1215-nucleotide messenger RNA. RefSeq lists its product as uncharacterized. The coding region runs from base 239 to 832 and encodes 197 amino acids. The record is from RefSeq and is a predicted model, not a curated record. The transcript has 7 exons. Lineage: Eukaryota; Metazoa; Chordata; Actinopteri; Siluriformes; Ictaluridae.